Molecule: messenger RNA, 1410 nt
Organism: Culex pipiens pallens (northern house mosquito)
Lineage: Eukaryota; Metazoa; Arthropoda; Insecta; Diptera; Culicidae
Exons: 1
Coding region: 1-1410 (469 amino acids)
Source: RefSeq, a predicted model, not a curated record
AUGGAGCUGAAAUCAGCGCGUUCCUUGGCCAUCAAGCGAAACUUCAUCAAGGGUAAGAUUUCGCGGGUCGUGGACAGGUUGAAGGCGUUCGAGGAGAACCACCAGCUGCCUUCAUUUGCCCAGAUCCAAGUCUUCGUGUGGAACGUCGAGAAGUACUACGGCGAGUUCAACAAAGUUUGCGACGAUUUCAAGGUGAGUGACGCCGACGCUGGUGAACGCUUCAACCAUGACAUCGAAUGGGCCAGAGUGGUGAGUCUGGUUCAGGAAGCCAACCUGCGGAUUGUGGCCCUGAACAACGCACUGCUGUCCCAGCCCGUGCAUGCCGCUGUUCCAGAGCAACAGCAACAUCUGGUCUCGGAGGAAGAGACCAACCGAACUUCGCUUCCCACGAUCGAAGCUCGUGGCGAAGGCGAUUGCUCCGGAGCCGGCGAUGUUCCGGAUGAGGUGAACGCCGAGAGAAGCAAGGCCGAUCAUGGAGACCCAGGUGCAUCUGACUCCAAGGUAGGUGCCUAUUUUGAACCCUGUUUGAGUCCGCCCGUUUCGGACUGCGAACGUAGCGAGCCGAUGUGCAACGGUUGCCGCUCGGACACCGACUGCUUCCCGGUCCGUGGAGAUCCGGUCGAGCAGUGUCAACCCAUCGAAGAGUCGAACCCCGACCUGAGCAGCCAGAAGAGGUUGCCAGGAGAGUCUCACGAGCCUGAGACUCAACCCGCAGUACACGCGAUACUGCCACCCGAGGAACCUGAAGUGGUUCCGCACGAGUCCUCGUCAGAUGACCGAGGUAGUGCCGAGACAAAACCCGGCCUGUGCAGCCCCCAGUGGUUGCCAGGAGAUUCUCGCGAGCCCGAGAAUCGACAAGAAGAGUCGUCCGAGGAACCGGCAGUGGUUCCGCAUGAGUCCUCGGCAGCAGAACGAGGUAGUGCCGUGUCGGACGACCCAGCAGCUGUCCCCAUGCCGGAGCCAGCUGAGCACGUCGACGUUGUGCCAGACGUCGACACGUGCCAAGCAGUGAAGGGGAGUUCACUGUUGCCAGCCGUACCUGACGAAGAAAACAACGAGGAAGGUGCACAAUGCGGAUGCACCGAGCCAGCAAGUUUGAGCGUCCAAGUGGAUUGGACCACGAACCAGAACGCGAUGAAGGCCAACAAGAACACCGACAUCAACGAAGACAAGCAGAAGAGUACGAGCCACGAGAGCGCUACGUACCGGUACAGCCAACGGACCGAGCUGUACUACAGGUGCUGCCGCGACCGCAUCGCACGGUCAGGAGCCGAACGUGUGGAUGAACCCGGAAGAGCUGUGGAGAAGUCGGCAGAGCCUGCAAUCUUUAGCAGCACCACGAAGAGACCCCGAUUGGUCUGGGACCCAGGCGUGGAGUUGAACGCAGCGCUUCGCUCCAACCAACCGUAG